This is a messenger RNA of Hordeum vulgare subsp. vulgare (domesticated barley), 1797 nucleotides long. Its product is annotated as probable choline kinase 2. The transcript is spliced from 6 exons. Gene Ontology annotation, molecular function: choline kinase activity; ethanolamine kinase activity. Gene Ontology annotation, cellular component: cytoplasm. Gene Ontology annotation, biological process: phosphatidylcholine biosynthetic process; phosphatidylethanolamine biosynthetic process. The record is from RefSeq and is a predicted model, not a curated record. Bases 246 to 1397 code for a protein of 383 amino acids. Lineage: Eukaryota; Viridiplantae; Streptophyta; Magnoliopsida; Poales; Poaceae.
GAACCACAUAAACUGAUAAACCAUCCCAAAACACGCCAGGCAGAGCAAAACCUCCUCCCCGUUACCCGCAGUUGCGAAGCUUCCCUACUUCUCCCCCAAUCUCGCUUCACGAACAAGAACACCCGAAUCAGAGAAACAAGAAACAGAAAGAUCAAAGGAAGAGGCGAGAGCGCCAAAUCCUCUGGCACCCCCAUUCCCGCCCCAGGUUCGAUCAAAGGAGAGAGCAGAAAACGUGGUUCGCGAGAAUGGUGGCGAUCGAGAGCCAGGUCCAGAGGCCGGCGGAGCCGGCGAGGAUCCCCAAGGAGGCGCGGCGUCUCCUGCACGACCUGGCGGCCGCGUGGCCGAACGUGGCGGACUGCCGCGCGCUGGAGGUGGUGCCGCUCAAGGGCGCCAUGACCAACGAGGUGUACCAGGUGCGCUGGCUCACCGCCCCGGCCGAGGCGGGCGCCGGCGCGGGGCCGCUCAAGGAGAGGGAGGUGAGGAAGGUGCUGGUGCGGAUUUACGGCGACGGCGUCGACCUCUUCUUCGACCGCGAGGACGAGCUGCGCACCUUCGAGUGCAUGUCCCGCCACGGCCAGGGCCCCCGCCUCCUCGGCCGCUUCCCCAACGGCCGCGUCGAGGAGUUCAUCCACGCACGGACAUUGUCGGCUCCCGACCUACGCGAUCCUGAAAUUUCAGCUCUGGUGGCUACAAAACUGAGGGAAUUCCACAACCUUGACAUGCCUGGUCCCAAGCAUGUGCUCCUCUGGGACAGACUGAAGAACUGGCUCAAAACUGCCAAGAACCUGUGCCCAACUGAUCAAGCCAACGAAUUACGCUUGGAUUGCCUGGAGAACGAAAUUGCCUCGCUGGAGAAAGAAUUCUCAGGGGAUUACCACCACUGGAUUGGUUUCUGCCACAAUGAUCUACAAUAUGGCAACAUCAUGAUGGAUGAAGAGACCAACAUGCUGACCAUCAUUGACUAUGAGUACGCAAGCUUCAACCCAGUUGCAUAUGACAUCGCUAACCAUUUCUGCGAGAUGGCGGCAGACUAUCAUUCAGAAAAGCCUCAUAUACUGAACUACAGUAAAUAUCCAGAUAUCGAUGAGCGGAGGCGUUUCGUGAAGACUUACCUGACCACUUCUUGUGAGUACAAAACUCUAUCAUUUUUAUUCGAUUGCCCGAUGAUUCCUUUCGUGCUAACACAGCUUUGUUCGGCAGGCGAGGAACCUGAAGCGGAAGAGGUGGAGAAUCUGCUCCAGAGCGUGGAGAAGUACACGCUUGCCAGUCAUCUGGUUUGGGGCCUUUGGGGAAUCAUAUCGGAUCGUGUCAACGACAUCGACUUCGAUUAUCAGGAGUAUGCAAGGCAGAGAUUCGAGCAGUACUGGCAGAAGAAGCCUGCGGUCCUAACCUCAUGAAUAGCUAAACCUAUGGCUUCAGGAACUCCCUGAGGGGCUGUGCUGCACAAAAUGCAGUAUUACUCAAACACAUAUCCCCUGGCUGGGAUAUAACAGGAAGGAUAUGAAAGAAAAAUAGUAUUACGAGGAAGUAUAAACCCGUUCCAGGGUCAGAAGCUCCCAUUUCGAACCUUGACAAGGUCCAGCUUCAGGAAGGAAGCUGUCUAUGGGGGAUUUGGUUGACUGUUUAUAGGUAUAGCCUCUGAUAAAGCCUCGGAGUUGCACUUUGUAUGUUGUUUUCCUAAACACCGCUGGUGGUGUUUGUGUGAUUGUGCUGCUAGUUUAUGUAUACUUGACGGAGGAAAGUAUGUAUAAGACAUGUCGUAAAAGAAGUAUGAGUAUGUUUGAGAUCUUGAUUGAA